AUGCGCUCAUCCCUGUUCCUCGCUGCCCUGGCAGCAGGAGCCGUCAACGCCUACGAGAAGCGUGUUUACGUGACCGACUGGACCACCGUCACUGUUACCAAGACCGUUACUGCGCCCGCCGUUACUGAGACCGUCACCCCGGUUCAGCAGAUCCAGGCCGCCGACACCACUGUCUCGACCUCGACUACUGAGACCCCCGCCCCUGUCGCCGAUACCACCGAGUUGUCCAAGAAGUCGACCGAGGUUGCCGCGACCACCGAGUACUUCUCCACGGCCUGGACCUCCACCCUCGAGGCCUCGUCGACCAUGCAAACCUCUUCGUCGUCCUCGACCUCGGCUCCCGCCUCGACCAGCUCUGGCUCCUCGGCCACCAACUCUUACCAGCAGGCUAUCCUGUACAACCACAAUGUUCACCGCAGCAACCACUCGGCUUCCUCGCUCGACUGGGAUUCCGAGCUCGAGUCCACUGCUCACACCCUGGCCGCUCGCUGUGUCUAUGAGCACGAUACUUCCAUUGGAAGCAUUUCUUACGGCCAAAACAUUGGCUACGGUGUCAAGGCCGCUGAGAUCGGCCAGAUGAUCUCCAACCUGAUGUACAACGACGAGAUCGGCUACUUCCCGACUCCCUACGGUGCCGCCAGCCCCGACAUGUCUCUCUUCGAGAAGUGGGGUCACUUCUCCCAGAUUGUCUGGAAGAGCACCACCCACGUUGGUUGCGCCACUGUCAUGUGCGACAGCUUGGGCAACGUCGACUCCGGAUCCGCCCUUCCCUUCACCGUCUGCAACUACUCGCCUCCCGGUAACUACGACGGCGAAUAUGGCGACAACGUCCUGCAACCCCAGAACCAGGCGACCUACACUGCCUAA
This is a messenger RNA of Penicillium argentinense, 867 nucleotides long. RefSeq names its product CAP domain-containing protein. The transcript has 3 exons. Gene Ontology annotation, cellular component: extracellular region. Lineage: Eukaryota; Fungi; Ascomycota; Eurotiomycetes; Eurotiales; Aspergillaceae. Bases 1 to 867 code for a protein of 288 amino acids. The record is from RefSeq and is a predicted model, not a curated record.